AUGGUCGCAGUCGGGAAGGAAGAGGAAAAGCUGGAAGCUGGUGAUCUGAAACCAAAAACCGAUAUGGCAAGUCUGGAGGAGGGAGAGGUGGAAAUGCGGGAAUCCACCCUGGCAACAUACUCCAAAAAGCUGUGGGAUAUUGUGCAAGGAGGAUGGAAUUGGGCACACAUGGCCCUGAAAAAGCGCGAAAAAUGGAUCAUUUUCGGCAGCACGUUGUAUACUGAAGGGUGGUUCGGAAACUACGCAGCGCAGGAGCUGCUCUUUGACCGAAUCUCGCCCUCCCCAUCGAAUCGUCUUGUGUACAUCCGUGCACGCGACUGGAAACCAUUCAUCGCGAAUCCGAUCCCUUGCUCAGCCUUGUAUGUCCACUUUGAAACGCAUGAUGAGCAAGUUCGGGUGGUCGCCCAACUCCGAGCCGCUUAUGCAGACCCGAACCAGAUUGUGUACAGUAUCAGCGAGGAGUUAUACAUCGAAGGCAGUUUGGGCGAAUACACAGCACAGAAGCUGCUCUUCGACCACAUCUCAUCCGACGUGCCGGAUCGUCUUGUCUACGUCGUCAGUUUUGUGUUUUUCAUGUCCUGGUUUGAUUUUGGU
This is a messenger RNA of Mesorhabditis spiculigera, 594 nucleotides long. The record is from the annotation of a GenBank genome assembly. NCBI's taxonomy places the organism in Eukaryota, Metazoa, Nematoda, Chromadorea, Rhabditida, Rhabditidae.